AUGUUCAUUAGUGGAUCAGAAGAAGUAUUUCUAAUUCCUUCACAAUUAGCUUCCGAGUUUGGUGUAAGGGAAAAGAAUCUCUCUCCUCCCGCCAUCUUUGUCGCUAGCUGUGAGGCAAACCUGCUGCCAGCUCGUGCUUUCUCUCUCUUUCAUGUCUCCAAACCGCGACAGCCCAGUUCAGACCGAAAUGACUGUGCCAGUUUUCAAAAGCCCGCUUGGCGGUGUAGAGUUCGGAGUGACAAUGCCCACACUGUCAAGAGGAGAUUACAGCUGGCGCUAAAUUUCCCGAUAGAGGAAAGUUCCUUGACCUUCGGCGACAUGAUCCUCAAAAACGACCUAAGCGCAGUCCGAAAAGAUUCCCCUCUCCUCCUAACUCGGAACUCAAUGCACCGCAGCUCGUCAACUCCUUGCCUUUCCCCCACUGGCCGCGACAUCCAGCAAAACGAGCUUGGUGGUAUGAUUGAGAUAUUAGGCCACUCGACGAUUUUCUCCAAGACAAAACAGCUCGUGAAGGAAAUAAUCAAAGGGGUCAAAAAUGGGGUUGACCCGUUACCCAUCAACAGCGGGCUCGGAGGCGCGUACUAUUUUCGAAACGUGAGAGGCGAGAGUGUGGCCAUUGUCAAGCCUACAGAUGAGGAGCCCUUUGCCCCUAACAAUCCCAAGGGCUUUAUCGGCAAAGCACUCGGCCAGCCUGGCCUUAAACGUUCGGUCAGAGUUGGGGAGACUGGUUUUCGAGAAGUGGCCGCUUAUCUUCUCGAUUACGGCCAUUUCGCGAAUGUCCCUCCAACUGCCCUCGUCAAAAUCACCCACCCGAUUUUUAACGUGAACGAUGACUUGAAUGGAAACUGCAAGACUCUGAAAAAACGGGCCUUUAGCAAGAUUGCUUCUUUACAGCAGUACAUCCCGCACGAUUUCGAUGCGAGUGAUCACGGGACUUCCAGUUUUCCUGUGUCUGCGGUACACCGAAUUGGGAUUCUCGAUAUAAGGAUUCUAAACACAGACAGACAUGGUGGCAAUCUUUUGGUUAGGAAGCUCGAUAAAACCGGGCAGUUUGGGCAGGUCGAGCUUGUCCCGAUUGACCAUGGGCUCUGCCUGCCCGAGACUUUAGAGGACCCUUAUUUCGAGUGGAUUCAUUGGCCACAGGCCUCGAUCCCGUUUUCUGAUGACGAGCUCGAGUAUAUUGCGAAUCUUGACCCGACACGCGACUCGGAUAUGCUGAGGAGAGAGCUCCCCAUGAUUAGAGACGCUUGUCUGCGUGUGUUGAUCCUUUGCACGGUUUUUCUUAAAGAAGCUGCGGCUAAUGGGCUUUGUCUUGCCGAGAUUGGGGAGAUGAUGAGUCGGGAGUUUAGGAGUGGGGAAGAAGAACCGAGUGAACUCGAGGUUAUUUCUAUCGAGGCCCGAAGGCUUGCUGCUGAGGAGAUUUUGUCUCCUACUACUAAGUUUGGAGCCGAUUUUGAUGAGAAUUUUCAGUUUGAAAUAGACUGUGAGGAUAGUAAUGGGUAUGAGUCGAGUAUGAAGUUGAUCUCUGAGGAGAACUUUACGUCUGUGCCCUUCCAUUUUGGAUUCGGGAGUUUUAACGGACGAACUACACUCUCUAGACUAGAGGAGACUGUUGAGGAAGAUGAUGAUAGUGAAUUAGUAGCAGAUGAGGAGAAAAAUGGGUUGACUAGUGCUCGAACCGUAGUUAGGCGCCCGGUUGCAGUUUCGAAACUUUCUGUUUCUCUGAAUAAUACUAGCUUAGCCGACAAAACCCAGAAAUCGGGAAAAUUUUCGGGUGCAAAGGCAGAUAACGGGUAUCUUGCCAGCUCAUCGUCUGGCCAUAGGAGUGCGAACGAGCAGUUACCGGUGAGCGUGAGUUUUGUUAAGCUUGCGGAUAUGAGUGAGGACGAGUGGGCCCUUUUUCUUGAGAAGUUUGUCGAGCUGCUUGGGCCCGCUUUUGAGAAGAGGAAGUCGGCUAGCUUCGGGCAGAGGCAGAGGCAGAGGCUCGGGACUUCCUGCAAGUUUUGA
Molecule: messenger RNA, 2007 nt
Organism: Striga asiatica
Lineage: Eukaryota; Viridiplantae; Streptophyta; Magnoliopsida; Lamiales; Orobanchaceae
Source: the annotation of a GenBank genome assembly